AUGGCAGUUCGCAUUCCUAUGGAUCUUAUGGCUCCUAUGGAUCCUAUCCCUCUCAUGGAUCCUUUGGUUCUUAUGGGUCCUAUCCUACUCAGGUCUACUCCUCUUAUAUGCCCUCUCAUAGUUCAUACAGCCAACCGUCCUAUUCUCCCUAUUAUCAAUCCUACGGCUCUGCAUCCCCGUAUUACGGUGGUAGUGGUGGGUACACUAUCUGGUAUCCGCAUGCUAUUGAAUAUGUGA
Strongylus vulgaris is the source of this 237-nucleotide messenger RNA. The record is from the annotation of a GenBank genome assembly. Lineage: Eukaryota; Metazoa; Nematoda; Chromadorea; Rhabditida; Strongylidae.